Erigeron canadensis is the source of this 1385-nucleotide messenger RNA. Its product is annotated as probable protein S-acyltransferase 12. NCBI's taxonomy places the organism in Eukaryota, Viridiplantae, Streptophyta, Magnoliopsida, Asterales, Asteraceae. Gene Ontology annotation, molecular function: palmitoyltransferase activity. The transcript has 7 exons. Bases 261 to 1154 code for a protein of 297 amino acids. The record is from RefSeq and is a predicted model, not a curated record.
CAACUCGACCAGUCGACUUCCUCGUUUUAUUUUUCUAUUCCUUUCCCUCAACCCCGUUAUUUCGCCGGAACAUUCUCCGUUAACCAUAUAUACAUAUACAUAAUCUUGAUAAAAAUAUCUAUAUCAAUAUCAGAUAAAUCACGCUGGCAACUUCAACUAAUAACAUAUACUUGAAACGUUUAUUUCCACAAACAACCACAACAACACGGCGACCGUUGGACACUAGUAGUUUGUUUAUAAAUCGGCGGCGUGGUAGUUCAAUGGAUAUCAACUUGUUUAAGUUAUGUUCAGGGCUUAAGUUUCUUGGAUACUUAAUGAUCUUUCUUGUUGCCGCAAUUAUUGGUGUUUCGUACUAUGUUGUUGUUGUUCUUACUUUGGGCCCACAACUAUCACAUGGUGGUUUUACAUCUGUUGGUUUUGUUGUCAUAAUUAUCGUCUUUCAUCUACUUCUUGUAUUGUUAACAUGGAGUUAUAUCAUGGUAGUUACGCAUGACCCUGGCUCUGUUCCUGAAAACUGGAAACCCACAUCAGAAGAAAAUCUAGAAGCUGGACCUGAUACUUCAGAUUCUACGUCUAUGGAUGUACUGGAAAGUAGACAAGCUUUAAGCUACUGCCGUAAUUGUCGAAAUGGGAAGCCACCACGCUGCCAUCAUUGCUCUGUUUGUCAAAGAUGUGUAUUGAAGAUGGAUCAUCAUUGUGUAUGGGUGGUGAACUGUGUCGGGGCACGCAACUAUAAAUAUUUUCUUCUGUUCCUGUUGUAUACAUUUCUGGAGACAACAAUGAAUACUAUAGUAUUACUUCCAAGUUUCUUGAAAUUCUUUAAAGAAGCCAAAGGCCGCUCAACCUCACCAAGCGAUCUUGCUCUUACAUUUUUGACAUUCGUGUUAAAUUUGGCUUUUGCACUAAGCCUACUAUGUUUCAUAAUAAUGCAUGCGUCUCUCCUAUCGAGCAAUACUACUUCCGUGGAGGUGUAUGAGAAGAAAGGAGUUGUAAGGUGGAAAUAUGAUUUGGGACGGAAGAAGAAUUUUGAGCAGGUCUUUGGCACAACGAAGGCGCUUUGGUUGCUGCCUGUUUUUGCCAAGGAAGAUUUAGAGAAUAUACCUGCACUACAUGGCUUAAACUUCCCAACAUGUUCGGACGAUGAAGCCCAAUAGUAUUAACUUCCAACCUUGUACCAGCCAACAUGCUUAAAAAAGUUGGCACGUAUAUAAAAUGUCAUUACAAAUGUACGUUAAGUUAUUAGAUCAUUCAUCAUUCCAAUUUCUUCCGAAAGUAGUAUUGACAUUAGUAAAAGUUUUGUAACCAGAUAUAUUCCGCAUUUGUGUAAAUUGUGAUUAAGAACAUAAUGAAAUAGCUUGAAUGUGAAGUUGAGUACCGAAUGUAAA